GGCGAACAGCUUUUCCCAUCGAAGCUGUUUCAGUGCACCGCAGAAGAGCCGCCAUGGAGAGGCCCUCCAAGAGGACCCGUUUGCACUAUGCGCCUGCCAAGGUGAUCGCAGAGAUUGGUUGUAACCACCAAGGCAGUAAAGAAACAGCCAAGGAGUUGCUGACCUUAGCGAAGGAAGCGGGGGCUACAGUGGGAAAGCUUCAGAAACGACAUCCCAAGGAACUGCUCACUGAAGAUCAAUAUAAUGCACCCCACCCUGCUCCACACCAUUCGUAUGGUGGCACAUAUGGGGCGCAUCGAGAAUUCCUUGAACUAAGCCUGGAAGAUCACAAGGAACUUCAAGCUCAUUGUCAGUCCAUUGGGCUUGAGUAUUCAAGCUCUGUUUGGGACAUCACAUCAGCCAAGGAGAUCAUCUCUUUGAAUCCCACUUUGAUCAAGGUUGGAUCCCCUUCAAAUUUGCAUUGGGAAAUGCAGGAGCUCCUUCGGGACACCUACCAAGGUGAAGUUCAUAUUUCGACCGGAAUGACUUCAAGAGAAGAUGUGGACAAGAUCAUCGAGUUCUGGGAGAGGGGCAAAGGCGACGCGAAGAACAGGGUAGUGCUUUACGCUUGCACUUCUGCAUAUCCAGUUCAGUUUAAAGAUGUUUGCCUCUUGGAGAUUGCUCGAUUGAAGGAACAGUAUGAAGAUCGUGUGAAGGCCAUUGGCUUUUCAGGGCACCACUUGGGCAUUGCCAUCGACAUCGCUGCCUAUGUCUUGGGAGCCACGUGGAUCGAACGGCACUUCACCAAGGACCGGACCUGGAAGGGCACUGAUCACGCAGCGUCCUUAGAAUUCCCCGGCCUUUCGAAGCUCAUUCGGGACUUGCGUGCCACCACGGUGUCGUUGAGCUACAAAGACGGCAUCUUGGACGUUGAGAAGGAGCAGGAGGCCAAGCUCAAGUGGGGCUUCUACAAUGCACGUCCGAAAGAGGCAGCCAAAGACGCCACGGCCAAAGAUGCUGAAGCGGAGUGCUGAGGUAUGGAAAA
Messenger RNA from Durusdinium trenchii, 1024 nucleotides. The record is from the annotation of a GenBank genome assembly. NCBI's taxonomy places the organism in Eukaryota, Dinophyceae, Suessiales, Symbiodiniaceae.